AUGCAUCUGUCGCUUGUCUCUCUCGCCUUAGCACUUGCGACGAGCGUGGCUGGCCUCUCGCCUCGCAGCAUAUCCAACGAACUCUACGACAACUUUGUGCAAUACACCAAGUAUUCCUCGGCAACAUACCAGCCUGUCUGUUCGAAGCCACUCGGCAACCAAUUAAUACGAUCUUUCGAGUUCAAUAAUACUCGUAGCUUCAUCGUGCGCGAUGAUGUCCGCAAAGAAAUCGUAGUUGCGUUCCGUGGCACCUGGAGUCUGGCGGACGUUAUCACCGAUCUCGAGAUUCUCCUUACGCCGCUCGUUUCGCCUGGUCUGGUUCAGGCUGUGGACGUCGACGUCCACUGGGGCUUUCUCGACGCCUACAACGAUGUUGCCAAGGACAUCCUUUCCAUAAUCACCUCACAACUCUCGACUCGCCAGUAUCGUUUGGUCGUGACUGGACAUAGUCUUGGGGGCUCAGUCGCCUCCAUUGCUGCCGUGUCGCUCAAGACCGCCUUUCCACAUACCGACCUCAAGUUAUUUACCUUUGGUCAUUCAUGGUAUGGUUUGAGUUGGAGAUUGCGUUCUGAUUGUGUUUUAGGCCAGCCUCGUGUGGGGAAUUCAGAAUUUGCGACGUAUGUGGAGGAUCUCCUUGGGACAGAGAACAUCUUUCGGGCUGUCCAUACAUUUGAUGGUGUUCCUACUAUCAUCCCACAGGCUUUAGGAUAUCAACACUUUGCAACGGAAUAUUGGCAAUAUCUCGACCCAAUCCCUCCCACGCAGCCCAGCGACAGUGUUACACGUUGUGUCGGCAGAGAAGACCCAGCUUGCAGCAACUCUCUUAUAUCCACGGGCAUCAACGUGGCUCAUCCCGUGUACUUUGGCCAGGUCAUGGCAAUCGACCCGACGCUUUGCAUCUGA
Mycena indigotica is the source of this 903-nucleotide messenger RNA. Its product is annotated as Lipase-3 domain-containing protein. The transcript is spliced from 7 exons. The record is from RefSeq and is a predicted model, not a curated record. NCBI's taxonomy places the organism in Eukaryota, Fungi, Basidiomycota, Agaricomycetes, Agaricales, Mycenaceae. The coding region runs from base 1 to 903 and encodes 300 amino acids. Gene Ontology annotation, biological process: lipid metabolic process.